AUGCGAACUUAUGGAUAUAAAGGAUAUUUCAACUUGUUAGGUUUUGAAAAUGACUUCGAAAUCGACAUCAAUUAUGAAUAUAUUGAUGAAUAUCCCAGAUCAUUGGAAUUAGGCCGUGAAAUGGUCAAUUUCCUACGAAUGAAAAUUACUCUGUUGUUACUCGUUGUUGUUGUAAUGAUGAUGGGUCUAGAAGUCCACUUAGCAUAUAACCCCUACAGGGUUGACGUUCGUAUAAGAAGAGGUUGGUUAUGGGGUAAGAGAGAUGUGAGAAAUGCUGAUUUUGAUGCUGCCUAUAAUGCUGCUGCUGAAGAUGGUGUUUUUACUGACGAUGAGAUAAAAUCAGUUUUUGGUGUUGAUGUGGACGAGUUCAAAGCAGCAUAUGAUGUGAACGAUGAUGGGGUGGUAAAAGUAUUAGAGUACGAGUUGGUUAACAAAGUUAACCAAGAUGAAUAA
Messenger RNA from Lottia gigantea (owl limpet), 453 nucleotides. RefSeq lists its product as hypothetical. Bases 1 to 453 code for a protein of 150 amino acids. NCBI's taxonomy places the organism in Eukaryota, Metazoa, Mollusca, Gastropoda, Lottiidae. The transcript has 4 exons. The record is from RefSeq and is a predicted model, not a curated record.